Molecule: messenger RNA, 357 nt
Organism: Anisakis simplex (herring worm)
Lineage: Eukaryota; Metazoa; Nematoda; Chromadorea; Rhabditida; Anisakidae
Source: the annotation of a GenBank genome assembly
AUGGCUCUCAAACGUUUCCAUCACAGAUGUGAAUUUUUUACACAUGAAACUUUCACCGAGAUUUGUAAAUUGCUCAAGUACGCUUCAACAGGGGAUCAAAUCGCAACACUACGUACAGUGCUCAAAUCGAACAAAUUGACCGCAGAAUCAGCGCUGGCAUCGCUGAAAGACAAAUACGAAAGUGAGAAGGCGAUAACACACGAUUUGCUGGAGAGGUUACGAAGGGAGCUUAAAGCAUUCAAAGAGGAUGCGGCCACAUUCGCUUCUCAUCGUGCCAUGUUCACGGCCAGAUGUGAGGAACUUCAAGCUCAGGUGUGUUCAUUACCUCAACAAUACUUAAUUACAAUGUUCGUAUGA